CGAAGCCUGCCGACCAAUUUUGGUCCAUUGACCAAGUCACAAUCCAACCUGCAGCUUUACCUUUAUCUCCGUUGUGUUGGGUAUAUCCAACGUGGCGCUACAUGAUUGGCCAGCCCAUCUUUCACAAUGGCUGCCAAGGGAAAAUCUAAUUUUAUUGUAUUUUUUACUAAAAAGUUAUAAAAAAAAUUUAAAAAAAAUUUAAAAAAAAUGGAAAAUUCCCAGCCUGCAGUUGCUGCUUUUCAAAGCCUGCGGCCUCCUUAACACCUGGUUCUUCCAAAAAAAAAAAACACCUGGUUUUCCCUCUUUUAUUCCUUUCAUUUGUUCACGAUUAUAUGUAAUCCAUCAAAAGCUCGUCCAGAGACAACCACAUAUUCUCCGAAGAGAACAGCAUUCGUGGCCAAAAGUUCGACGGGUUAAAGAACUUCCCGGACCACGACAACUCGGGUUUUUCGAUUCGAUUCGAUCCCCCAAGCUACGAGCCAGACUCGAUGGUGGCGGAGGAGGCCGCUUUGUCUCCUCUGAAUAAGUCGCCAUGGUCUUCUCAUAUGAACAACAAUAUCAACAACGACGAUAAUAAUAAUGCUUCAGAUACGGCUAACGAUAACUUCUCCCCCAACGUCCUCAUAGGCGCGUUGGUGCGCGAGGAAGGUCACAUAUACUCACUGGCCGCCUCUGGAGACUUGUUGUACACGGGGUCGGAUAGCAAGAACAUUCGGAUUUGGAAGCAGCACAAAGAGUAUUCGGGGUUCAAAUCGAACAGUGGGUUGGUUAAAGCGAUAAUCAUAGCGAGGGAGAAGAUCUUCACCGGUCAUCAAGACGGGAAAAUUAGGGUUUGGAAGGUGUCCUCCAAGAACGCAAACCACAAGCGCAUAGGAACUUUACCGACGUUGAAGAAUUACAUUAAGUGUUCCAUGAAGCCGAGUAAUUACGUUGAAGUGAGAGGCAAGAGCAAAGUCCUAUGGAUCAAGCAUUUUGACUCCAUCUCAUGCUUGAGCUUGAGCGAAGAUCAAACGUUGCUUUACUCUGCGUCGUGGGAUAAAACGUUUAAGGUAUGGAGGGUUUCCGAUUUCAAGUGCUUGGAGUCGAUCAACGCUCAUGACGACGCCGUGAAUGCAUUGGUUGUUGGAUUUGAUGGGUUGGUCUUCACCGCUUCCGCAGAUGGAACGGUUAAGAUUUGGCGGAAAGAGCUACAAGGAAAAGGUACUAAGCACUUCUUCUCACAAACGCUCUUAAAGCAGAAAUACGCAAUCACAUCCCUAGCUGUGAACACAGACGCCUCGAUCAUAUAUUGUGGCUCGUCCGACGGGCUAGUCAACUUUUGGGAACGGGAGAAGAACCUCCAACACGGCGGUGUUUUGAGAGGCCACAAACUUGCGGUUCUGUGCUUGGCCACGGCCGGUUGCUUAGUAUUCAGUGGCUCCGCCGAUAUGGGGAUUUGCGUGUGGAGAUUAGGCCCUGACGGGGACCACAUUUGCCUGUCGGUGCUGUCGGGGCAUACGGGGCCGGUGAAGUGCUUGGCUGUGGAGAGAGAUCACGAUCAGUCGACGUCCGGGGAGAAGAGGUGGAUCGUGUAUAGUGGAAGCUUGGAUAAGUCGGUGAAGAUGUGGAGGGUUUCGGAACAAGCGCUGCCUAUGGUGCCAAACCAGAAGCACCAGCACUACACGUCCGAUGGGAAUUGUGUGCCGAUGUUGAGCUCGGCGCCUAGCUUUGCUUCUCGUGGAGGGGAAAUGGGUUCAAGAAGAUUUUAGGGUUUGAUUGAUAUAAUAUCUGAUUGUUGUUGUGUGAUUAAUAUAUGGGAUUUUAUGCAUGCAUGCAUGCUUCUCCCAUUUUCUUGAUCCAAAUAUUGUUCAUGCCUAAGUUACGGUGGAUUUUGAAUCAUGUAAUUUGUAAACCUAAAGCUUUUAGGCAUGUGGAAUGCCAAAUAUUCACCACAAAUUACAUACAUAUGCUUGGGAAAAGUUUCUUUGCGUAGUUAA
Molecule: messenger RNA, 1976 nt
Organism: Pyrus x bretschneideri (Chinese white pear)
Lineage: Eukaryota; Viridiplantae; Streptophyta; Magnoliopsida; Rosales; Rosaceae
Product: protein JINGUBANG
Exons: 1
Coding region: 489-1748 (419 amino acids)
Molecular function (GO): protein binding
Source: RefSeq, a predicted model, not a curated record